GCAGGCGCAGAGGUGUAGCAGCGCUGAGCUGAGGUGGACUUCUUUCUUUCUGUCAUUGUGAGAGGAGCAGUACAGUUCAGCAGCUGGACCCCAGGAACAUCAAGAAACGUCCCAGACGCCACGAUGAUUCGGAUAGCCGCCUUCUUCGCUCUGCUUGUGGUCGCUUGCUCGGGAGAGAGCUGCACGGACCCGGUGAUCACUCCGUCGGCCUACACCACCUCUGACGCCGUCAUUUCUUCUGAGUCUGUCUUCAUCGUGGAGCUCAGCCUUGCCUGUGCCAACGGAGCACAGAGCGUGACUCUCUAUGCUGAUGUCAACGGAAGACAGUUUCCUGUGACAAGAGGCCAGGAUGUUGGCAAAUAUCAGGUGUCCUGGAGUCUUCCUCACAAACAGGCCAGCUCUGGAACAUACCAUGUCAAAUUCUUCGAUGAGGAGUCUUACAGUGCCCUGCGCAAGGCCCAGAGAAACAAUGAAGAUGUAAAUGCUAUUGAGCCUCUCUUCUCUGUCAACAUUGACCACAGGGGUGCCUGGAGUGGCCCAUGGGUGUCUACUGAGGUGGUGGCUGCCCUCAUUGGCAUCCUGGUCUACUACAUGGCUUUCAGUGCUAAGAGCACCAUCCAAGCAUAAACUGAUUCACCAUCACUAUGUAACCACUGGAUCGUUAAAGACUGAAUUUUGGUGGCGCUCGACCUACGAUCCAUCAUCAGUGUGGUGGCAAGCCAGAAUGGGUUUUGCCGCAUGAUCUGCUCUGGGACAAGGAGCAAGAGUAGCAGUCUUUGUAUUUUUUUUGUUAUUCAGACUGUGUCUGUAUGCUGUCACUCUUAUCAUUUUACACAUUAAUUGAGUCUUUAUUUUGUCUUUGUCAGUAUGGAUGGAAUUUUGAUAAAACAAACAGUAAACCUGGACCACAUAAAUAAACAGCCUUAAAGGAUGUUGCCACACCAAGACCAGAUUGUCCUUUGUCCUGGGUACAGAGAGUGGGAUUCGUACAGAUGUGCUGAACACCAACAGAGAGAGGUCAAUACCUCCAUGCAUAUGAAAUGUCAAUACUGUGACGGCACUGGCUGGCCUGAACAGGCCCAGUGUGUUUGUCUCUCCCAGUGAAAUGAAUAAAUGGCUUGUUUUUCUUCCAA
Molecule: messenger RNA, 1133 nt
Organism: Scatophagus argus
Lineage: Eukaryota; Metazoa; Chordata; Actinopteri; Scatophagidae
Gene: ssr4
Product: signal sequence receptor, delta
Exons: 6
Coding region: 124-627 (167 amino acids)
Cellular component (GO): endoplasmic reticulum; endomembrane system; membrane
Source: RefSeq, a predicted model, not a curated record